Molecule: messenger RNA, 1350 nt
Organism: Mytilinidion resinicola
Lineage: Eukaryota; Fungi; Ascomycota; Dothideomycetes; Mytilinidiales; Mytilinidiaceae
Exons: 3
Coding region: 1-1350 (449 amino acids)
Source: RefSeq, a predicted model, not a curated record
AUGACCACGGAGGGCAAUACAGACGUCCGCGACUCGACCCUUUCCGCCCUCAAAUUAUCCUGCCCUUCAGCUGAAGUGCUCAGCUCUUCGAUGGAAAACCCCUUCGUCGUCCACGAGGUGGAAACCCCACCGUUGUUACGCGAGUCCGAGAACGAGUGGUCGGACGAGGAGCAAUUGAUACCCAAUGCUUUCCACUCUUCAUGGCAGCCAACCCCUCUGCGGAAUAACAGGCCGUUUUUGGUCGUGCCCGGUGAUGAGGGCCUUCACGGCUCAGCGUCAUCAUCCACGUCCUCAGGGACUGGGCGAGUACCAGUUAUUACGAAGACAAGCGUACCCUCCGUUCCAGCAAAAUCGCCAUCGAGACCAAAGUUCGAUCGUGGUUUAAGCCAAGACGAGUUAAUAGAGCGCAUCGUAGCCGUCACAAGAGAAAGAGACCAGCUUCGACAACAGCUUCGAAUGUCCACCACCAAGCAUGGGUCGCCGCGAUCAAAUGGUCACUACCGACCAGACGACAGAGCCUUGGUAGAAGAGCUGCAGGCACUGCGCUGGGAGGUACGUCAGUGGUCAGAACGCUACUUCAGCGGUACGUCGGCAAAACGUCAAAGUCGACCAGCAUUGUAUUCUUCGAAAGAGCUUUUCGGCCAUCUUACGGAUAACUAUGCCGCAUAUCUCAAGCAUCCGCAGGAUCGGCCACUCCUUAUACAAGCGUACCUGUGGAGCAAGCUACAGGCUCGAAUAUUUAGUAGCUACCAUAAAGGCUGCGGAUACGUCUGGGCGGGGGUAAAGAAUGAGGAAGAUGCUGAAGAGUACCACCAUUGGAGAGCUCUUACCACAAACCUACUCGUCCCCGAAGUCGAUGGCAAAUGGAGCCCAAACUUCGACGCUGGGCCGAUCCUGAAAUGGAUCGGCAAGUUUGCAAGCCGCAUCCGUCGAAAAUUGAGGCCUUGGGCAACUCAGAGCCUUCGCUCGGGGAAAGAAGAUCUCAAGACAAUAGUGUCCGCUGCGGCGGCCCUCGACUUGAAAUUCAAAAAGCAACAAGCAGACUACCGAUUUGUGACGUACACUGGGGGCAAAGCCAGCCAACAGUAUGGAUACAUGUUCUAUGAAUCUGAAAUGGAGGAAAUAGACGACGAAGAGAUCGAUAAUCCAGGAAAAGUUGAACUUGCGGUCGCACCGGCCCUGGAGAGAUGUGGUAAUGCAAAUGGAUAUAUAUAUGACCAGAGUUUCAUUUUGUUAAAAUCUGAAGUUACAUGCAAAAGAGUUCUACGGAGCAGAGCUGCUGCUGGACGGUUGCCGCGCAGCAAGAAUCGUGGUGUUGCCACAAGAGUACGAUCUAUCUUCAAAAUCUAG